GGGGGGGGGCGGGGAGGCGGGCGACAGCCGGGCCCUGGGGCGGCGGGGACCACAGCGGGCCCGGCUCCGCCUGUGCAUGCACCCCGCGCUCUGCGCGCUCUGCGGGCUGCUCUCCGGGGACCAGCGCAGCUCGCGCUCGCCCAGGCUUUACCACUCGCAUCAGCUCCGCUCGCCGGCCAGAGACUGGCUCCCGCGCCCCGCGGAUCCUUUCUCCACCUCCUCAGCCGGGCCGCAGGAGCCCGAGCGGGCGAACCGCCCCGAAGCAUCAUCCCCGGCCCGCCCUGGCCGCGCCGCCGCCCAUGCUGCAGCCAGUCGGGGGCGGCGACCCGGCAGCCGGAGCCUGCAGCGCGGUGACUCCAGCCUGGCCCCUGCGCGCCGCACGGGGCACCGCCGCUGACCCCCGCUCCCCGGGGAGGGACCCGCGCCCCGCGAUGGCCGGGCUGGCGCCGCGCCGCGCCCGGUGCCCGCUCUCCGCCCGCUGAGACGUGCCCGGCUGCGGAUCCGCCCCGCGUCGCCCUUCCCCCUUCUGGGGGCUCCGCUGCCGCGUCCGGGGAGCGAGGGGACAGGGCGGAGACAAAGCCCGCUCUGUGGGGGGAGCUGGCUGCGGGCGUGGGAUGUGCGCGUUGGCGCGGGCCCCCUCCCCGCACCCCGCCGGCUGCGAGUCUCGGCUCCCGGACGGGUCCCGGUGAAGAAAUCGCGCCCCCUCGCCCCUCCCCCCCCCCCGGGCCCCGGACAGGGUUUUGGGGGUCCGGGCUCAGAGCUGAUGCGGCCUGAAGUCGCCUCGGUACCCCCCAGCCCAGGAGCGCGCGCAGGUGUGAGCGUGCGGUGUUUUGCCGAGGACUUUGUUCUCUCCACAACCAGAACCCGGGGGGCCCAGCUGGCCUGGGCAUCCGUGCCUCGGCCCUCUCCACAGCCGCAGGUCUGAGCUGCUGGGCCUCAGCCCCCGUCCCCCCUUCCCCCCGGACUGUUCUCUCUGAAAGCCCAGACGGCUGCCUGUCAUUGCUCUCGCUGUCACAUUGCGGUACUUUCUGAAGGCUGCCACGUUGGGGUGUUCCCUCUUUAUCCCGUUUUUUGUGGGGUUUUUUUUUUUUCAGAGAGUUCAAGGCCUUUUAGGAUGACCCUGGAUCACUAACCCCUCGUGUCCCCCACUGCACGCUGAGGCACUGAUUAUUUUCUUAUUGAGUAGUAUUGUAUUGUACGGGAGCCACGCCCUGGUUUCUUAAAGGCGCCUGUGCUCUGUUUGGCCAUGUGUUAUCGCUGCAGCUGGUGUGUAGGAGGCCGCCUGUAGCCACCAGUGUUUCCUGCCUUCUGAAACCUCCUUCCUUCAGGCCCCUGGGCCCCUGUCAAGGAUUUGGGGAUGCCAGGAGGGAAGAAGGUGAUAGGGGGCGGUGCUGCCCCCACCGCUGCCCCCGCUGCCUCCCCUGGGGCCAGGCGGUUGGAGACCAGCGAAGGGGCAUCAGCCCAGAGAGAGGAUGAGCCAGAGGAGGAAGGGGAAGAGGACCUGCGAGAUGGAGGUGUCCCCUUCUAUGUCAACCGGGGUGGACUGCCUGUGGACGAGGCCACCUGGGAAAGGAUGUGGAAGCACGUGGCCAAGAUCCAUCCCGAUGGAGAAAAGGUGGCCCAGCGGAUCCGUGGGGCCAUGGACCUGCCCAAGAUUCCCAUACCGACUGUGCCUGCGUUCCCGCCCUCCACGCCCGUCCCUGAGCGCCUGGAAGCCGUGCAGCGCUACAUCAGGGAGCUGCAGUACAAUCACACAGGGACCCAGUUCUUUGAAAUCAAGAAGAGCAGACCCCUCACCGGGCUGAUGGACCUGGCCAAGGAAAUGACCAAAGAGGCUCUGCCAAUCAAAUGCCUGGAAGCCGUGAUCCUGGGAAUUUACCUCACCAACAGCAUGCCCACCCUGGAACGCUUCCCCAUCAGCUUCAAGAGCUACUUCUCAGGGAACUACUUCCGCCACAUUGUGCUGGGGGUGAACUUCGGGGGCCGCUACGGGGCCCUGGGCAUGAGCCGGCGCGAGGACCUGAUGUACAAGCCGCCCGCCUUCCGCACGCUCAGCGACCUCGUGCUGGACUACGAGGCCGCCUACGGCCGCUGCUGGCACGUGCUCAAGAAGGUGAAGCUGGGCCAGUGCGUGUCCCACGACCCGCACAGCGUGGAGCAGAUCGAGUGGAAGCACUCGGUCCUGGACGUGGACAGGCUGGGCCGCGAGGACUUCCGCAAGGAGCUGGAGCGGCACGCCCGCGACAUGCGGCUCAAGAUCGGCAAAGGGACCGGCCCUCCCUCCCCGACCAAGGACCGGAAGAAGGACGUGUCCUCCCCACAGCGGGGCCAGUCCAGCCCCCACCGCAGGAACAGCCGCAGCGAAAGGCGGCCUUCGGGUGAGAAGAAGCCUUCCGAGCCCAAAGCCAUGCCAGACCUCAAUGGGUACCAGAUCCGGGUGUGAAGAAGGUGGCAGCACCCGGCCUCGCCCACACCGGGGGGGGCCAGGAUCUCCUGCCAGAACCGGCCUGGCACCUGGGGCAGGCAGGGCUGGCGAUGGGGCAGGUGAGCGGCGGCUGGAAGAGUGUGUUCCAGCUGAGCCACCCAGGCUGCGGCCCCUCCCUCGGAUGAGGCCAAGCUCCCAACUUUGGGCCGAGAGGCAGUUAAGUGUUUUACUUGGAGUUUUUAAAUUGACACUACAGUUUACGGUAUUUGGGGAAAACUAAAAAAUGUGAUGGGCCUGGCAGGCGUGUGCUUGGGAGAAUUGCCAUGCGGCUGAGUGAGGGGGCGUGGCUGGCUCUGCUGGCUCCCCUGCCCCUGGUGACUCUGGGAUGUGGGUCUGUCCCACGUGCGGGAAAUCUCCCAGCCCACAAGGCCUGUGGCAGAGCGGCAGAGGGUGGGGGUGUUUCUCCACGUCCGCCUGCCCUGGCGGCAUCUCGACACAGGGAAAAGGAAGCAGGGUAGGAAACAUCCUGGGAGAGGCUGUGCCCAUCUCAGGAGGUUCACACAGUGACAUCUCCCCAAGGGCGAGAGUCCACAGCCCAGGAGAGCCUUCCUGACCUUGCAGCCCACAGACAGAUGGUGCUUUGAGGACUGACACUGAGCACUGGCACGCCCCCUGCUGGGGGGCUGAGGGAGAGCACACGAGAGAACCACUGGGGGAAGAGUUGCGGAGCCCCUAUCCCCUCUUGCUCAGCCCAGAUCUGCCUCUUGCUGAGGCUGGGCUCACUGCAGAGGCCUGGGCAGAGCCAAGGGCUCAGAUUUGCACUGGGCUCAGCAUGACUGUGGGGACUGAACAGAGCUGGUGGCCCAGGAGCUGUGGCUGGGGACAUACACGCAGGCCUGGGUCUGUCCCCUUUCCUCCCCCCUCCCAUUACCUCAGCCCUUGUGGGGAAAUGAAACCUGGCCAGAACGCUUGUGCCCCAGGUCCACCUCCCCUCAUCUAGCAGCUUAUUUAGGUUUGGGGGUUCCAGCCGAUGUCAGGGAAGAAUUUGAACAGCCGGAGUUUGCACAGCCCUCCCACUGGCAUGAGAGAACUGGCGGGCAGGUGAGAGGUAGUAGAAAGAGGUUGGUAGGGUUGGGGGAAUGUUCCAGAGUUUUAAGCAACAAGGAGGUGGAGGGCAAGGGUGCAGUGUGGCCCCUGAGGAGGGGCAGAGUCUGAGAAUGGGGGUGGAUGUACGUGAGAAAAGGAUAUGGGGGAGAAUUUAGAGUCAGGCUGCCUUGGGGAGCGGUGAGUUCCCUACUGCCGGAGGGACUUAGGCAAUGACUAGAUGGCUACCAGUACUUGUCAGAAAGCAGUUGAGAGGACUCAGGUUAUGGAAGGGUAGCUGGAUGGAAGGACCAUUCAGGUUAAUUUUAACUGAGAGGCUCUGAUUCAGCCAGGGGCAGCUGUCAUGAGGCAGCAGAGGGGCUGGGAGCAUGGAAAAGGGAGGGUCAGAACUAGAUUUGUAAACUCAGAUAACCUCACAGGGCCAGGCAGGUGAUGGAAAGGAGGACCGCAGGGCUGGGUGGGGACGGUGGCAAACUAAAGAGGGCAGAGGUCCCAUUAAAGCAGCCACUGCUGCUCAGCUGUUAGAGCGCAGGCCCUGCAUUGCCAGAUCUUCUGAGAUUUUCAGAGGCCAGAACUCUGAAUUUUUUAUGUGAAAUAUCCUGAUUUUUAAAUGUUGGCAAUCAGUUCAGGAAAUUUUAAAAACCAACAUGAAAGAGAAGGCCUCUUUGUAAUCUCUGAAGAGGAGAGCUUGUGUUGGGAAGCAGGGCUUUGAGGAGGGAAAUGUGAAAGUCCUAGGCUGCCCAGGGCUGGCCGGGCCAGGGCAGGGGCCCCCUGCGGAGGCUCCCGGAGUGGGCAGUGUCCCAUGUUCCUCAUGCUCCCUGCAGACCAGACACACCGGAGACUCCAUGGCUGCUGUGUCACCAGACGGGGUGGAGUGGAGUAGCGAGAGUGCAGUUCUCAGCUGCUCUGGAGAUGGAUGGGACUCGGGAAGCAAAGAAAGGAGGAGGGAGAGGGAGACAGGCUUUCUUUGCUAAUGGGAGUGUGCAUCAAGAGUGGCACCGGGACCGGCAGCUCUUCAAAUCUGCAGCAAUUAGCCCAGAGCCCAGCCCAGCAGGGAGGCCAGCUGGCCAGUCCCUGGGGUUCUUCAUGGAUUAUUGGUCCCUGGGGAGGUACUUAACCUGCCUCUGGGCGACACCGCAGCCAGAGGAAGCGAAGGCCACUGUGACCCCUGACUCACCAUCCCGUCCAGCUUUCAGGGAGUGGGUGGUGGUCCUCAUGUUGCCACAUUCACCUGAGACAGGGGUGGCUCACUUGGGAGGCAUGAGGCUGAAAACGAGGCCAUUUCCGGGUCUGGAUGUGAAUGCCUCAUGCAGGCCGCUCAGCAGGGAAGUGGCUCCACCUGCCCCAGUGGACCACAGAGCUUGAGACACGCAAGAGGCAGCUGGGAGCUGGAAGCUUAGGUCAGGGAAACAGGGAAGCUGCUUCCAGAACAGAAGCCAGGAAGAAUGCUCCAACCCACAGGUCCCACUACAGAGUCCUCUGGAGAGAAGGAAGCAGAAUGAAGCCCCCGCCCCCCCCCGCCCCCCAAUUGCUGUCUGUCUGUGAGGGAAUGAGCUAUAAUUCUAGCUGAUAAUCCUCAGCACCCCCCUCCUGGCUGAGACCUAGGGCCUGGGGAGAUCACCACGGAUAUUGGGAAUGUAGAUGCAGUGGUGCUUUUUAAUUUAUUUUUAACUCCUCUUUCUCAUAUGUAGCAACCCCUCCUCCCCUCCGGGCGUGUUUACACAGGCUCUGCUUCCUGGGGCUGGCCUGGCUGCAGUUUCUGGGGAGGCAGAGGCAGGGACUUUGAGGCCUUAGUCACCAUCCUCAUUAUCACCUCAUCUCACUUCCUGUGAGGACCAGCAGCCUGGCUCCCCCGACUCAGGACUGCCUGCCAGCUCUCUGCCCCUGGGGUGUGGGCUGCUGGCUGAGGGGUCAAGGUGAGGUCAGAAAAAGCUUCUGAAUGAAGGUGGGUCAGGUGGGGUGGGGGGUGAUUGCUCCCCAAGCCUGGCUCCUUGUGCUCGGUGCCCACCCCCCUAACUGCCAGUCCUCUCCCUCCCAUGGCCUCAACACAUAGUCACUCGCACCCAUCACACCGGCCAACCCAUCCUUCGUAGGCCUGGCUAAGUGGGGAGUGCGGUAGCCCCAGCCCUGGUACAGUGGUGAAGCCUAGGGCCAGAGGAGCCGUGUCUGCUUUUGGCCCUGUCAUCACACCCACCCCUCCCAGCUGGGACCCCACUUCCUGGCUCUGGGAUGGGACUGAUUCUGGUCAGCAGCCUCUCCAGAGGCCUGUGCGCGCCUUGGCCUCUUGUCUGGGCUGUUUUCUGGCUUAGCCCCAGAGCAUCCGCAGCCCACCCUCUGGCCUCAGAGCGCAGGGAGGGAAAGCUGGGCUGGCCUAUUGAUUGCAUAGCCAGCUCCGUGGUGUUCACAUUCCCUCUUCCCUUGUUCCCAGUGCAACUGGGAGGUCCUCCGAGGAGUGUGGGGAGGAGUGUGGGAUUGGAGCGGGGAGGGCUGCCCAGGCCAGGCAGGGCUGCUGUGGUGCUAGCUGCAGGCCCAUCCGUAUUGAACCUCUCACCCCGCCUUGGUGCUCCAGUGUCCCAAGUUCCACUUUUUCUUCAAAUUUGACCAGAGGGGGAACCGGGUGUGCGUGGCCCCAGGCCUGGAGAUGGCAGCCGACCUUUUCCCUUGAGUUUGUGUUGGGCUGUGUGCUGUACUAGUUUUGUUCUUCCUCUUCUCAUAUCAGUAUUGCGCCUCCCCUUCCACUUUUACACUUUGUCUCAUUCCUUUCCCACCCUGCCCAAAUGAAUAAAGUCUCCCCAGCUCCGGCUGCAUGGGCUGGCUGGGAACCAGGACCUGCAA
Molecule: messenger RNA, 6364 nt
Organism: Pipistrellus kuhlii (Kuhl's pipistrelle)
Lineage: Eukaryota; Metazoa; Chordata; Mammalia; Chiroptera; Vespertilionidae
Gene: VASH1
Product: vasohibin 1
Exons: 7
Coding region: 1358-2443 (361 amino acids)
Biological process (GO): regulation of angiogenesis
Cellular component (GO): cytoplasm
Source: RefSeq, a predicted model, not a curated record